Molecule: messenger RNA, 591 nt
Organism: Suillus fuscotomentosus
Lineage: Eukaryota; Fungi; Basidiomycota; Agaricomycetes; Boletales; Suillaceae
Exons: 4
Source: RefSeq, a predicted model, not a curated record
AUCAACCUGACAUGCAAGGCAGUCCUACAAGCAAUAACAAACAUGGAUCAUGCGCAGAAUGAUGCCAUUGAAUAUGUACCAAAUAUGCCACCAUCGAGAGACUUUAUGAGUGCUAUUGAGCGUGAUCCAAUUGCAACUGUCCGCACAAUUGUUCAUCAGACAGAUCUUCAACUGCUAUGUGACAUUGACAUUCGUUGGUCAUCAACAUUAUUGAUGAUCGAGUGUGCAAUCUUAUUACAUGCAGCCAUUGAUAGGUUUCUUGACAGCCAUGACUUCCCAGAGCUCAAGAAAUAUAAGCUCAAUGAUGUGGAAUGGCAGGCCCUCGAUGUUUUCAAGGAUAUUCUCAGUGUUCCACAUGCUUUCCAGCAGAAGCUUUCAUCCGAGAAGACACCAACAUUGUGUGACAGCAUUCCGUCAUUUGAAGCCAUGAGUCGAGUGUGGCAACAACAAGCUGACAAAUAUCCUGACCGUGCAGCUGUCAUUCAGCCUGGACUUGAUAAGCUCGAAGCUUAUCGUGCUCGUAUAUCUUGUGUACCAGCUUAUGUUUUGGCAAUGGGUGAGUCCUUGAAAAUAUUCAGAUGCGAAGUUUAG